UGGACGUGUAAGGUUGUGUCGCGUGCGUUCUCCUUGGGCAGCGAAAUGCACCAAGUCGGGAUUUAUUCGUAAAAUAAUUUGUUUAAUUGUCAAAGUGACCUGUACGUAAUAAAGUGAGGUAUACCUGAAUAGAUUAACUCAAUCUGGGACGUGUAAAAGCUGUAACCUCGGAUCUUACUAGGAUUACUGACGAGGCGAUCCUGCCGUACAUACAGCCGAAUAUGUACGGCAUUUGCCAGAGCAAAUUUCGACCAAUUCUCACAUGAGCUGCUGACAACCUCACCUCCACAACCUUCGCACCUUCACUGGGAACUGCCGUGUAGUUCGUAGUGAUCAUGACCACAGCAGCGCGAUAUGAAACAUACGAUGCGUAUGGAGGUUUGAGUUCGCCGACUCACUCGCAUUUCAGAGAUUAUGGCACAACAAAUGCAGCAAAAGUCAAACGUUCUUGGGGCGAUUUGUUGAAGCUCGGAGGAAAGAACAAGAAAGAUGGAGGAGGCUCAGUGUCGCCUGCUUCAUCACAGUACCCUGCCUCUAGUGCUAUACUGCUGCAACAACAGCAGCAACUACAGCAACAACAACAACAGCUUCAACAACUCCAGCAACAACAGCAACAUUUACAGAAACUGCAACAGCACUACCAGCAGAUGCAACAAGUUAAUUUCGGUAGGGAUUACUAUAAUAAAUAUGGUCCGUCUGGCGUAUAUUCGCAGCCGGUUUUGACUCCUGCUAACGGAAAUAUAAACAGUGUUGCAAACGGAACAGUUUCGGCUAAACCAGAAGCACUCAACUCAAAUAAAGGCGACAACACCAUACGCUACACUGAUUGGUUUGGAUCAGUGGCAACCAGACGACCAAAUCUUAGACCUGGCAUCCCUUCAUUCACUCAACCAUCGCAGCUACUGCCACAAACGUACCUGCAUCCAGCACAAGAUGGAGGUCGACUGUCGUGGGACGUUCAACCUCAACAAUAUUUAAUUGCAGUUCCACCUGGAGUUUGCGUUUGUCCUACCACGGACACCGGGACUACGAGAGCCAAAAAGAAGAAGAAAUGCAAAACAUGCGGUCAGAAAACCAUCAACAUCAGACACACUUUGACGUCCCAUCCGUCGUACAGACCAGCUCUUUCCGCUGCGCUCCUGGCGGCGCCCUUGCAGCCUCAGCCACAGAGACCAGCGUCUCUCGUUUCCUCGACAGUGCCCAACAUGCCAGCCCGACCAGCUUCUUGGGGAGAUUGGGGACGAUCUCCUUACGCAGUUCCCACCAUCACUUCUCCUACUUCAGCCCCAUCUCCGCCUACCCUCAAUGCCCCGACAGUGCCUCCUUCUUUCCCACGUUCGUCAUCAUCAGACGACGAGUCAUCUCCUCCCACCCCCGAAACCAUCAGGAGUGCGCGUAGUAGUGACAGCACCGUAACGCUGACGCGGGAGCUUCCUGAUUAUCUUACUCCCAGAAAUCAAAAUGAUGCAGUCAAGGUCGUCACAAACCAGCGCAAAAGCAUCAUUUCUAACAACGCUGCUCCUUCUGCAUACAAAUUAUUAGGACUCACCGGCGAGAAUGCCUUCAGUUCAGACACAGACGAUCUCAGUGACAACGCAAUUAAUGACCCUAGCAGCGAUAUUAGUAGCUCAUCUCCAGAGCGCUCGUUCGGCAAUAAAUCUGCUGCUUUUAAGCGUUUUCAAGCUUCCCGCUCAAGGGGAAGAAGGGUAAGCAUCAUCAGUAUUGGAGAGGAAACGGAUGAAUCCUCGAAUGUGAUUACAAUAUCUACUAAAUCUAGCCCUCGUAAUCCAUUCACUUUCAAUAGCCGAGAAAUAAGUCCACUGCCACCUUCCGGAGAACGGAAGAACGGAGACCAGAAAAUUCAAGUGAGUAUCAAUGGUCCGUCAAAUGGUUUUCAUGACUCUGCCGAGAAGAACGGACAAGCUGCUACGAAACGCAAUGAUUCUGACUACUUAAACGCAACCAAACAACAGGCCUCAGAUAGAACUCACAACUUUGAUCCACAAGAAUCAGGUUCUAAUCCAAUUAUCACAAACGGGAUCGGAAGCACAGAGAAACGUCGCAUAGCUAGCGCACACCGUAAGCGAACUUUGACGAGGAACCCCUUGUUGGGAAAGGGAAAUUCCGUUAGAAUAUCAGGUCAGAAGUUAGUUCUCACAACAGGAGGGCCUCCUUCUGAUAAAUUUGUCGAGUCGUCUGAUGAGGAGGACGAUGAAUCAACUUUGCAAUUCAGAGACAAUUUGUCGAAGGCCCAAAUUGACCCGUCAAGUCAAAAAGAAAACGAUAGCCCUAUGUUUGGUAAUGAACCUGAACCUACCCUCAGCUCUCAAGACCCUGGCUACAAAGAUACCGACAGCGACAAGAUCGCCAAUGAAAACGAAAGUGAUGACAGUGAUGACAAUGACGAAAGUAAGCAAAAUUUGGCAAACUCCAAAGACUUUUUCGGUCGGGGGGUUUCAGUAUCUCUCGAAAACGAUGUUUCUCGGGAAGCUUUGUAUGUUCGGAGAAACGUUUUACUUACAACACCUGGCACCAUUUAUGAAGAAGAUGAGAACGGUAAUCACGAGACUUCAGAAUCAGAGAAACUUUUGAUCAAUCUUGAAUCUGAUGAGGAAGAAAAUGAAAAAGCGAUGAAAAAUUUUCCAGUCAUUACCAUUAAUGGCUGUGAAGAAAAUAACGCCUCGAAAUCCACUGACUUACAAUCUUCAUCACCAGAUGAAAAUGCUGGUUUCAUGCCUUCGUUGUCUGAAUUGCUUCAUGUUAAAUCCAUUCUGAAAAGGCCUAACUUACUUGACACGAGUUCUGAAACAGAUUCUGACUUGGGCGUUGUGAUGCAACCAGAAGUGAAGGUGCAAUAUGUACAGGGGGGUAAGAAAAAGUCUGUUCAGUUCAGCGGAUCGGACAACGUGACUUUAGUUGAAACUACAUCCCAAGGAAGAAGAAGAAAAAUAUCAUCUCCAAGGACUAAUAAGCGUAAUAAAAACAACGCUCGAGAGAGCAACUCUGAAGUUUCAACUUCUUUGUUCGAAGAACUUUCUGAUGUGUACUCGCGAGUUGCUGCGUCUGAGGAAGACAAGAAAUCUGAGAUCAGGUUACCAGAAACUUCCUUCGAUACAAAGUCAUGUAAUAUCGAGCUUGGUAAUACAAGUAGUAGUCCUAGUUCUCCGCGAGUUGUUCAUCAGCUAGAAACGAGUGGGAAAAAAGGCGAAGCCCAGCAGCAUGUGGAUAACUCAACUUUAAGGCUUGAUAACCAGAAAAAAAGUGAUAACAAGCCUCGUCUUUCACCCAGCGCCAUUCCAGUGGCCGAUAUGUCGGUUAGGAGCGGCUAUGGGUCAACCAAAGAUAUUUUCAGCUUAAGUUUAAACGCUGCAAGACUAUCAGCCUCAAGAUCCUCUGAGAAUUUGUUGAGUGGAGAAAGCGAUAUUUCUACCUCUUCUGUGUACGUUGGAGGCUAUAAACCCGUCAGUCUCAGCAACUCUCGUCGAGAUGAACCAAAAGUGGACUAUCUAUCGAAAUCUGGUCCGAAAUAUUCGGAAUCGCUUAAAAAGAAGCUUUCUCCUAGCCAAAACUAUCCUCCAAAUUCAAUGAACUCGCGCUAUGGAUCUAAUUGGCAGGCAAUGAUGGAAAACGUCAGUAAAGACAGCCAAGUUUUGUCACGUCAAUACAAAGACCGGAAGCUUGGAGGCAAGACGUCCAAACUUCCGUCGCCCAUCAGACUCGAUCACAACACUGUUCUGAAGUCGGCCUUGUGGCCCCCUGUCUCCACUAGCGGCGAUCCACCCCAUUCCGAACCUUCCCUCCCCAACGGCAUCUCCACAGAGAGAGCUGGAUCGAGUGAAGGUAGAUCCAAUUCAAAUAUUAAUGAUCAGCGAUCUACGGAAAGUAUGAUUACGAAAAAUUCCUUAAACUCCAAUGAGCGUAACAAGCGAAAAGGAGACAAAGCCUUCUCUCCCAGGGCGAAAAUGUUAAUUUCUCCAGUCAGCAGUCCUGCGUUACAUGCAGAAGUUAGAAAUGGAAAUUUGCUUUUUGAUGAUAGAUUAUCGGAAAAACUGAAUGACGCUCAAACAACAGAAAGUAAUGAACUAAAAAGUAGGAUCAACGGAAACAUUCCAGCCGCCCCUCCGCUCAAGUCUGAGUCGCCUAGAAAGGAGGGAAGUGCAAACGGUGAAAUCGCUUCUGCUCCACUACGCAAGCAUCAGAUAUCCGGCAGUACUCCAAAUUUAUCUAAAGCUGCGCAGAAUUUUUCACAUAAAAGAAGUACGGUAAAAAAUGAGGGAAACGUUUCAAAUAAGUUUUCAAAUGGCAACGAACAGAAUUCCUCCAGAAACUUACUGGAGAAUAAAAAGAAGAUUCUUGGGAAUCAGCAAGGGAGAAGUGGUUCGUCAGAGAACGAUUCCUCGAUUCCAUUACGACCCACUAGGAAAGCUCCUGCCGUUCCUGUUGGGAAACGGAGGAGUUACAGUCCACCGAGACCCACCGUUCCCCCUCCUCCUCCUCCUCCUCCUGGUCCACCUACGGAAUCUUCUAAAUCCUUUGAACCAACGCCUGCUCCACCGACGGAACCCCCUCCACCACCUCCUACUCAACCACCUCCAUCACCACCAACUCCUUCUCAAUCUCACUUUUCUAUCCCUAAUAAUAAAUUAACGCGCUCAGGACUUGACCAUCCUAUCCGAAUGCCUCCUAAUACUGAGCCUUUCCUGAACCAGCAGAAGGAAUACAGCGAUAACACUGAUUACAGAUCGUCGGUAGAAAAUAACCCAGAUUAUGGUUCAUCAGUUUCAUCUUACUCCCCGCCUACUACCCCACCUCCCCCACUACCAACUUCCCCACCUCCUCUACUUGGCAGUUCAUUAAACCUAAACAGUGCCAUUUCUUCUUCUCGCUGUCCUUACAAUAGAGAGACCAGCAGUUUUCCCAGUAAUGCUUUUAAGGGGGAAGUGUUAGCCAUUCCUACAGUUUCUUUAGUGCCGUCAAUAAUGAACAGGUCCUUUCAAUCUGCUCAUAGCAGCAGUAACUCUUCAAGUCAAGAAAGUAGCCCUAGAAGUAAUGUCAGUUCUUCAACAAACAGUAAGUCAUUGUUUCCGACUCCUGUUCCAAUUUUUGCUCCCCCUGACGAAGAAGCAAAAACUGCAACCAUUCGCGGCCGAGUCAAGCCUGCUAGGCCAGCUUUAACUUUAGAUUUGAAGCCAACAACGUUGGCUACUCCACUUUCAACGGGGACUAUGCCCAAUCGCCAACCAAAUCCUAGUCUAACUUCGUUUGACCCGUUGAAUAGACCUAGAUCUCUGAGUCCUGAUGAUCCUUAUGAACACAUCUACGAAGAGUUAGGAUCUAUCCCUUCUUCACCAACUCAAGCUUCUCAAAAGCACGGCAAACUGUUAAGGAUGUCCAAAUCUUCCUUACAUACUUCGUUUCCUAACCUUUCAGUAGCUACUACGCCUACUUCAUCAUCCACCAAAGACCUACCAAAUGGUUCCACGAACGUCUUGACGAGCUCACAGUCUGUGUUUCCAAAUGGACAGCCGAGACCACGGCCACUUCGCCAGGCCAUGACCUUACCACCAGGACUCGGCAAGUCUCUCUUUGAUGGAGCGACAAAACUGGAAAUUCUGGAGAUUCUUAAAGAUGCCAAAGGGAGGCUGUCUAGUACUGCUGACGAGGACGAUGAUGAGAGUCCUCAAGAAGACAUGGCUGACAACAUGGACGCAGAGAACGAAAGAGUUCCAGGAAGCCGCGGUGGGACGCGGGAACGGGACGGGGAAGAGGAAAGUGACGAAAUGUUCCAUGGCCAUCGCCAUCACUCCAUCAGGGCAUCGAACAUCAGCUCUAAUUCUGACUCGUCUGAAAGCAGCGGCCUCGUGCGCACAGAUAAGGAGCGCGUGUUAUCAGCUGAAGUUGAGCGGACGGACUCAGGAGUUGGAUCGGAGACCUCAAAGAGCAGCAAACUUCUCAACACACACCGACCUCUUACAAGAGUCACCACCCUUGCCAAGCACCCGCAAGUGGGUGGCAGCGCUGGACUGCUCAUUUCCACGUCGAGUGUUGGGGGCAUGAAAGACCCAGACGUGCCGCUCUGUGCCGACUGUGAAGACGCCGUUGAAGCAAGAGUCACUAACAGCGGCGUGGUGUACGCGCCUCUCGUGUGCCUGCGCUGCUCUCGCCGUCGGCAGGAACGCCGGGAAAUUUUGUCCGAGAUCAUCGAGACGGAGCUCAAGUAUGGCAGAGAUCUGAAGAUCAUCAUGGAUCAGUUCUACAGGCCCAUCCAAGUAGCGGGCCUCCUGUCGGACAACCAAUUGAACAACAUCUUCCUUAACGUCGGUCAGCUGUCGGCCGAGAGCCUGCGCUUCAGUGAUCAAUUACAAGACGCCUACGACAUCGCCAUAGAAAGCGGCGAUGAAGAUUUACUUACUGUCAAUAUUGCUAAAAUUUUCUUAGAAGCCAAUACCAUGAUGGACGCUUUUGAAUACUACUGCGUGCGACACGGUGAGGCGUCGGUGUUGCUUCAGACGCUGGAGAAAGAAAAAGAACUUCUACGCGUGUUCCUGCGAGUGUCGCAGAUAGAGAAUACCUUACUCAGGAGAAUGAAUCUCCACUCCUUCCUCAUGGUGCCGGUACAGCGCGUGACGAAGUACCCGCUGCUGCUGAGUCGCCUACACAAGAGCACGCCGCCCGGCCAGCCCAGCCGCCGCGACUGUCGCGCCGCUAAGGAAGAACUCGAGCGCCGCCUGCACCACAUGAACAACGAGACGAAGGAAGCUUCUUCGUACAAGCUGUGGCGAAGGAUAUCGAUGAGUGUGGGCAACAGCACGCCCCUGAGGGUGCCUCGCCUCCCCUCAGCCACCCCUCACUCUGACGACAUUGAUAAGCUGCAUAAGUUGGUGGUGGAGACGCUGGAGUGGGGGGCGGUGGGGGGCCAGGUGGUGAGAGGGGGGCGUCUGCUGCUGCUCACGCAGGAGACCAACAACUGGACGAGGCGAGGACGAGCUCCCAAGAUGGUGCCUGUGUACGUCGUCCUCGUCACCAGGGGCAAGGCGCAGAAGAGCGUGGAGGACAGCGCGUAUGAGGACCGCCUGCUGACGCCUCAGGACCUGGGCGUUGAGGAGACCGCGCUCGUGGCUCUCAAGUAUCCCGCCAAGCCCUCAAAACAGUCCUUCUACAAGGAGCCGUGGCUGUUGAGUCGCUGCGUCGUGUCCUGGGAGGCGGAGUCCGACACGGACUGUUUCGAAGUGACGGACCUCCUCACCAAAGAGUCCUUCUAUUUCAAGGAUCGAGACAGUUCUGGGACGGAAGACUGGUUCCGGUUAAUCCAGUUCCACGCUGUGUCUGUAGGGCCUUGGAAAAGAAGAAGGAACGCCCUUCACAACCUCAUGAUCAGCGGCAGCAAUUGAUUUGAAGUUCAUAUGAUAUCAUGGUGGAAACACUAAUGCUGCUGCGACUUUCUUUUUCAUUUAAUAGAAAAAUUGUAGCAACUCUUCGCGUGUAUUAAUUCUUGAAUCGUCGAAAUUCAAUCAUCGAAAUUCUGAUCAAAAUGAAAGUAAUUAUGGGGCAAUAAAGCCAUGUAUAAUUAAUUAUCCCUUUGUAUGAGGUUUGACCUAAUUCUUGUAGGGCUCCUACACUCAUUCGUUAAUGGGUAAUACGGUACGUUAAACAGAAAAAUCCACGCUUAUGAAAUCAGAAUUUUUAAGGCAUCUGGUAAUUCGAAUUGAAGUUGAUUAAUUUAUUAUUAUUUUUUUGUUGCUGUAGUGCACGUCACAUCUCGACCUACAAAAAUUUGUGUCCACGUUGCUGUUGAACUCAGACAUACAUUCGUUAAUGAAGCCUUGCGCCCAAGCAGAGUAUCAGUCAGAGCGCUUUAAACUCGGUAUAGCAGAAAAAAAACUAAAUGAUUUUAUUUAUUUAAAGGGAGUCGAACGUCUUGUAGUAUUCUGUAUGAGUAUUUUGGCAGUAGUCCUGCAACUCAUCUCAAGCUCGUGACUUUUACUCUCGUUUUCCCUCUGUAAUUUUAAAAAUGUAUUUCACGUUUCCAUCAUAAUUUAAUUUUGGUUCGAAAUUAGCUGGGUCUAUCAAGCAAAAUGGAAAUGCAGCAAUAGGAAACUAACUAGGGCGUAGGAAAUGCAUGCAGCAAUACAAACUGGAAGUAUAGGACUGCAUCACUAUGAUGAACAUCGCUGUCGCCAAGAUGGACGUCAGUUUUUAAUUUUCCUUGACUUGGGCCUGCAAUGUGGCUGCUAGGAGAUGCGAGCUCCCUCGAGUGCAUAUUACAAAUAGAACUAACCCCAUGAACACAUUAUAGGUUCCGUACGCAAAUUCUGCUACAGUCUACCUUCUUGAAUUUGAAAAUUCGUUAUCAAAACUGAUUGCUUCUUGUUACUCGUCUGUUUGCAAAUCUAUCAUUGUGGAAUGUCAAUUACGAACUUCCACAUUAUUCCAGUUGAUGUUGUAUGCAUUGUCGUUAUGUAUGUAUUUUUAUGUCUGCAAAUGGAUUUUGGUCAGAAAUCUGUUCGAAGGCGUGUUUUUGUAUUUAUGCAUCAUAAUUAGUCAUUUGGAAAUAGUUCUUUAUGCGUGCUUUUCUAACUAUUGAACACACUAAUGUAAUUAUAAGAAACUAGAUGAUGUGAUAUAGUCAUAUCAAGCGUAGUGCUUAGAUCAUCAUGUCAAUGAUUAUAAUAAAUAUUCCUACGAGCUGAA
Molecule: messenger RNA, 8691 nt
Organism: Hyalella azteca
Lineage: Eukaryota; Metazoa; Arthropoda; Malacostraca; Amphipoda; Hyalellidae
Product: protein piccolo
Exons: 16
Coding region: 336-7391 (2351 amino acids)
Biological process (GO): positive regulation of Rho protein signal transduction
Molecular function (GO): guanyl-nucleotide exchange factor activity
Source: RefSeq, a predicted model, not a curated record